Molecule: messenger RNA, 1098 nt
Organism: Centruroides sculpturatus (bark scorpion)
Lineage: Eukaryota; Metazoa; Arthropoda; Arachnida; Scorpiones; Buthidae
Product: 39S ribosomal protein L39, mitochondrial-like
Exons: 10
Biological process (GO): threonyl-tRNA aminoacylation
Cellular component (GO): mitochondrion
Molecular function (GO): threonine-tRNA ligase activity; nucleotide binding
Source: RefSeq, a predicted model, not a curated record
AUAAACGUUUUAUAGCGGCAGGGUGCGCUGUACGAAGUGAUGCAGGCGUGAGUCGUGUUGUUGUUUAUGUGAAAUUGACGAUUAUUGGAAGUUAUGAUGAGGUUUUACGUGAGGGAGGCGACAUGUUGCCUUUAUAGAAGGAAAAAUAUUUUAGAUGGGAUUAGGCAGAAAUAUCUCUGUACAUUGACUAACGAAGAAGUCCGCGAAAAACGAAACAAAAUAUUCGAGAAGGAGAAGGCGCGGCAGCGGGCUCUGAUAACUAGAGUAGAAAAAAUAGAAGUGAACUACGUCGGAGUGCCAGAAGAAUGUACUCUACUGAUGAAUAAAAAUAUAUCCACGCCUUACGACUGUACCAUGCAUGUUAGCGAAAUGUUGAGAAUCAGAUCCAUUAUUCCACUCGUUAACAAUGAGUUGUGGGACAUGCACAGGCCGUUAGAAGAUGACUGUACGCUAGAUUUUUUGCAUUUUAAAAUCGAAGAUCCUCAUGAAGUGAACAAGGCUUUUUGGAGAAGUUGCAGUUUCAUGCUUGGUAUGAUUAUCGAAAGGGCGUUCAAAGACAAUGUCUAUGUGCAGUUGCAUAGCUGGCCAAGACCUGAUGUGAGAAGCGGAAGUUUUGUGUACGAUGUAAAUUUGAGCACCGACGACUGGGAGCCCCGAACGGAUGAACUCCGCACAUUAACGGGAAUGCUACAAAAGUUAUCUAUGAGGGACGUAAAAUUUGAAAGAUUAGAACUACCUUUAUCCGUUGCCGAGGAAAUGUUCGAAGAUAACAGAUUUAAAUUACAUCAACUCUUGAGCAUAGCGGAACAUUCAAAAGACUGUAACACAGUCACGGCAUACAGGUUGGACGAUCACAUCGACAUAUCUGUGGGGCCGAUGAUCUCCACCACCAGACAUCUCGGAUUUGUGAGCGUAGCUUCCGUUCACAAAUUAGAUACUUCGGAAGGUCUGAUUUAUAGAUUUCAAGGCAUUGCAUUGCCCAGGCAAUUACCGUUGAAUAGUUUUGCUUUUAAAAUCUUAGUGGAUAGGGCCAAAAAACUGAAUACGACGGGCUUGCCCAAAGCUUCUGAGAAGAUCCCGACGGGGGAGACCGNUCAA